Molecule: messenger RNA, 705 nt
Organism: Mesorhabditis spiculigera
Lineage: Eukaryota; Metazoa; Nematoda; Chromadorea; Rhabditida; Rhabditidae
Source: the annotation of a GenBank genome assembly
AUGUCGGCGGGUCCGUACAACUACAGCUACAUUUUCAAGUACAUCAUCAUCGGUGAUAUGGGUGUCGGCAAGUCAUGCUUGCUGCAUCAGUUCACCGAAAAGAAAUUCAUGGCCGACUGCCCACACACAAUCGGCGUCGAAUUCGGCACCCGGAUUAUCGAAGUUAGCGGCCAAAAAAUCAAACUACAAAUCUGGGACACGGCCGGCCAGGAAAGGUUCCGCGCUGUGACACGAUCGUACUACCGCGGCGCUGCUGGCGCUUUGAUGGUCUAUGAUGUGACCCGGCGGUCGACUUACAACCAUCUAUCCAGCUGGUUGACUGACGCACGAAACUUGACAAACCCGAAUACGGUCAUCUUCUUGAUCGGGAACAAGUCCGACUUGGAAGCACAGCGUGAUGUUUCUUACGAAGAAGCAAAGGCGUUUGCUGAUGAGAAUGGGUUGACAUUUAUGGAAUGCUCGGCAAAGACUGGCGAUAAUGUCGAGGAUGCAUUCUUGGAAACUGCUCGGAAGAUUUAUCAAAAUAUUCAAGAUGGAAGCCUUGAUCUGAAUGCUGCCGAUACCGGGGUACAACCAAAGCAGACAUAUCGUAACAAAAGCUUGGGGAUCCCACGUAAUAAUCCAAAAAAAUGGUGCCCUCCGCCUCGACCACAUUCAUCUGCCCCCGUUUCGCCUUCUACUCGAUGCCGGUCGAGCGACAACUCC